AUGGCUCAUUUGGUUUUCUUUGUUUUGCUGUUUGCUGGGCAACUGACUGGUGGAUUCAGUACCCAAAGGUUGCCACCAUCAAACAAUGGAAAGAUGAUAACUAUUCUAGGCAUUGAUGGUGGUGGUAUCAGGGGGAUUCUUCCUGCAACAGUUCUUGAUUACCUAGAUAAGGCUCUUAAGCUAAGGAAUCCAAAUGCAGAUUUAGCACAUUAUUUUGAUGUGAUAGGAGGAACUAGCACUGGUGGACUCAUAACAGCUAUGUUAGCCACCCCAAGUCCUCAUGAUCCCACUCGUGCUGCCUUUACUCCUGCACAAAUUGUAGACUUCUACAAACAAUAUGGCCCUCAUAUAUUCAAUUUAUCUAGACCUGGAAAAGGUUCCCAAUUCGAUGGAGAGUUUUUACAUAACAUAACUCGUCAAGUGUUGAAGGAUACACGACUUAAUCAAACAUUGACCAAUGUUGUCAUCCCAACUUUCGACAUCAAGACACAAAAGCCGGUUAUAUUCUCAAACUAUAAGCUUGAGGAUGCUCCGUACUUAAAUGCGUUGUUGUCGGAUAUAGCCAUAUCGACUUCAGCUGCACCGACUCAACUACCACCUUACUAUUUUGUGAACGAUGGCGUUGAGUUCAAUAUGGUUGAUGGUGGUUUUGUAGCUGGGAAUCCGACACAACCAACAAUAAGUGAAGUGCUACAACACAAUGAAUAUCAGAAAAUCUUGGUGUUGUCUGUGGGAACUGGAACAGAAAAAAUUACGGAGACCUAUGAUGCUCAGACGGCUGCCACUUGGUCAGCCCUCAACUGGUUAGGUCCUGCAAUUGGUUUUCUUGGUAGUGCUCCUACUGCAUGGACUGAAUACUACCUUGAAUCACUCUUCGUAGGCUCCCAACCUGGCGAUAUAUACCUUCGAAUUGAGGAAUACGACUUGAAUCAUGAUUUCUCCAACCAAGUUAAUGCCUCACAAGAAUGUAUGAACGGCCUUGAAGAGACCGGAAAACAAUUGUUACAAGAAAAUGUUGUAAAGUUGAAUUUGGAUACUUUUGAUCUUGAAAAACUGCAGCUGAAAAAUGCUGAGGCUCUUGACAGGAUUGCUGAUAUUUUGGUUGGAGAGAGACAACGUCGUCUGAAACGGAAAACUAUCGAAAAGAGAGGAAGACCACUUCUUGAAUCUCUAAGGGUUUUUUCUGACAAAACUCAAGCAAGUGCGGAACUCCUAAAGAACCUUUUUAUUUAAUGUCAAUUGUAUGAUCUUGUAAUAACUCGUUGUACUAUCUAGAAUAAGCAAGGCAUGUGAGUUAUAUGUAACUCUUGUAGCUGCCAAGCAUCUCUGUUUAAGAAAAAGUUCACACUCCAUGAGAGUUCUAUGCAGCUCUUAUUGAAAGAACUGUGAAUGUAAUAAGUGUCAUUGUAUAAUUAAUG
This is a messenger RNA of Vigna radiata var. radiata (mung bean), 1418 nucleotides long. RefSeq names its product patatin-17-like. Bases 1 to 1233 code for a protein of 410 amino acids. Gene Ontology annotation, biological process: lipid metabolic process. Lineage: Eukaryota; Viridiplantae; Streptophyta; Magnoliopsida; Fabales; Fabaceae. The record is from RefSeq and is a predicted model, not a curated record. The transcript is spliced from 7 exons. Gene Ontology annotation, molecular function: glycerophospholipase activity; monoacylglycerol lipase activity.